UAAACACUACAAGAGCUUUGACUAUUUACUUAUUGUUAUUUUUCACUCGAUUGCUGGUUUCGCCAUUUAAAUGACCAAUUAUGAUCUUCAACCUUACUCCAGUAUCUUCUCUAUUAAUAUACUCUGUUUUAUUUAGUUAUUGUCUGGUAUAUUUUGACUCUGAUCAAAGAUAAUAACAAGCAAACAAAAGUUUAUACCCGUUACCAAUCAUCAUCUUCAUCAUAUCAUUUUAACCAUCACCAGCAACAUUACCAACACCAUCAUCAUCAACUUACUGCUCUCGAUGUAAUCUUGAAAGUUAUAAUUCUCAAGGCUUUAAGGAAAAGCUUUCCAUUACUUUGUUUUUACGUUUAAUGUGUCUCUGCUUGUGCCGUGAUCAUAAUUAUUUCAUUUUGUUGAAUUGAGCUUUUCUAUUUUUUUUCUCCAUUGAUUGGAGAAGAAAAAAGAAGCCAACCUUUAUUUUUUAUUGUUAAUCAUGUUUGACCAUCACCAUGUUCAUUGUUCACCUAUCAUCAAUUUUAUACUAAGGCUUUCUCAAAACUUUUGUUCCAAGAAAGUCACCAUCUUUCUAGUUUUAUUAAUUAUUUCAUGUUUGUCAGAGUUUAAUCAUGCACAGAUUCACAAAGAAAACAUCGGUGAAUCAGAUGUCAAAUAUUUAAGUGUUGAUUUUGAAACAUCUAUCCAGAAAUUACUUUUAACCACGUCUAAUCAAUUAUUUGUUGGUGCUCGAAAUAAAUUUAUCAAAGUUGAUGUUGAUAACUUGAAAAUUAUUCAAGAAUUUAAAAUUCAAAUCUUAAAGGAUUCUCCAGAGUGUCCACCUGAUCCUGAGCCAUGUCCUUCAAACAAAGCUCGUUCUAUCAUGCAAGCUGACUGUAAAAAUUUGUUUCCAUUCAAUGUUAGCUCUGAAACAACUAUAUUUGCCUGUUACUCAACCAAUCAAGGAAUGUGCUAUAUUUUUCGACAAUCUGAUCUAACGAAAGGUCGACUUAUUGGUUCACCUAGCCAAGUAUCAAAUUACGUUGCCUCUCGAUCAAGUAGUUUUGUUGUUCCUGUGUCUGCUGGCAACACAACUCAUAUUUUUGUAGCUCACGCCUAUGAUGGUCGUCCAGUCAAUCUAAGUCCACCAACUUUGUCCAAUCGAAAAUUAGUCAGUUCACUUCGACAAAUCAAUUUGGAUUAUUCUGUAAAUACCAAAUCUGCAUUUACCGCCAUCGAUUUAAGAAACAACUACAAAACCUCGUUUCCAUUGAAUUACAUAUAUGGAUUUCAAGAUGGAGAUUACGUAUUUUUUGUGAAAACGGAACCUAACUCUUUAAAAGGAGAUCGAAUUGUAACGAAAGUGGCUCGUGUGUGUACAAAUGAUUACUAUUUUGGCUCCUAUAGUGAGAUUGAAGUUAAAUGCUCUGAGCAAACUAAAGCAACCACAGCAGUUAUUGGUAAAAUGGAUACCUAUUUACGGAACACUUUUGCUGAUUCUGUGACCUCUCACCAGUCACCAAAUGCCCUAUUUAUCUCUUUUGAAAAUCAUAGAGUAAAAAGCCAAUCUAUUAAUGGGCAUCAAGAAACGCGGGUUUGUGCAUUUGGCAUUUCCAAGUUGUCAUCUCUGUUUGAUGAAGCUAAACGUAAAUGUUAUUCUACUCGAGACGGAUCCAUGAUUGAAUCAUUAUCUGAACCUGGUUCUCGAUGUACUGAAAAUCAAUUAGAAACAUGUAGCACUGUUAUCAACAAAUUCAUCAAAGUGCCUGAACCAUUGGAUGGGCUUCUUGUUUACGGUGAUAGACAUCGAUUAACUAGUUUAGUCUCAGUGUUACAAGGUCCAACUACUCCUCUUAGGCAAGCUUUAUUUGUUGGAACAGAAAAUGGAUUUAUAAAAAAGAUUGUCAGUGGUCGUGAUAUUUUCUCAGUUGGUAUAAGCAAAUCUUCCAUCGAACCUGGUGCUGUGGUUGACGCUAGUGAAGAAAACAUUUUUUUCGCCUCUGAUAAAUCGCUGAUCAAACUUCCCAUAAAAACAUGUUUAUUCUAUCAGGAUUGUGGAUCUUGUAUUGAAUCACUAGGUAAGGACACCGUCAGAUGUGUUUGGGAUGGUAAAAAGUGUGUUCUCGAUGAUGGUAAAAUUGCUGGUAAAAAUUAUUGUGAACCGAGAAUAACUUCAUUCUCACCUCGGAAAGGGCCAACUGCUGGAGGAACUGUCGUCAAAGUUAAAGGAAUAGACUUGGGUUUUCAUGAUGAAACUCAAAAUACUGAGAAUGAAAUAAAAGUCGCAGGAUUAAAAUGUUCAAUAAGAUCCUGGAAUUAUACAGAAAUCAUAUGUGCCAUAAGUGGAUCUACAGAAGUCGCUAAAUCAGGUCCAAUAGAGUUGAAAGUCAAAGACAUUUCCUCUCGAAAACCCUAUGAUAUCCAAGGAAGUGCAACUAGCUCAGAAAAAUUCGAAUUUUUGACUCCAAGUGUGAAAAAUGUUGAGCCCAAAUAUUCUCCUUUAGCUGGUGGGGUCGAUGUAUUCAUUCAUGGAGAAAAUUUGGAUAUUGGGUCAAACAUAUCAAUAGCUUUGGCAAAUUUUCCAUGUACAUCUAUUCAAAUCAUUGACAGCUCAGUUAUACAUUGUGUUGCAGGUCCAGCCAUAGCUUCAGACCAGCUGACUGGUCCAGUUAAAAUUAAAAUUGAUUCUGCAUUAAUAGUACCAGAAAUUAAUUUUUCCUACCUUCUUGAUCCAUCUUUUUCAUCCAUUUCUCCUAAUGUAACCAGUGCAACCUCCGGUGUUAAUAUUUCAGUCUUUGGAGACCAUUUUGAUAGUUUAUUCAAACCUCGCCUUGUUAUCAAUGCCAUUGUUCCCAGAGCAUCAUCACCUCUCAUCCUUGAAAGUGAUUGUACACUAAUCAAUGCUUCUUGCCUUAUCUGUCCUAGUCCAAUAAUGCCAUCUGAUAUUUCCUUUGAAGCUUCAAUACCAGCAACAAUAGCCUUUGCCAAUGGUGGAUCUGAUAGAUUUAUACAAACUGAUUUUAUUUUAGUCUACCAUCCAGAUCCUAAAUUUUCAAAUAAAAUUGUUACCACUCAAGGUAAUGAUGGCGGUCGUACUCUCGAAAUUAUGGGCCAACAUCUGAGUACAGGUUAUGGAAUGAGAGUUUUACUCGUAAACCAACUGGAUGGAGCAACUUUGGAAUGUGGAAAUUUACGAUCCAUUGAUAAUAGUCUAAUUACAUGUGAUAUUCCUUUAAAUGAUUAUCCCGGUGAUCCAACCUCUUCCCUCUGGAAUAUAUCGGUAAUUGCUGGAAGCAAACAAGCUCUCAUCGGAAUGGUUCCCAUUGAACCAGAAGAUUCAUCGAGCACAACCAUCGCAGGAUUUAUUGUUGGUUUGAUUGCUAUUUUAGUGGUGAUCGCAUUAAUAAUGAUGUAUCUUCUUAAACGCAAUGGUUACCUGUUGAGUAAAAAAGGACCUCCACCUUCCCUAGGAGUUACUUUCAGAUCUGAAAAUGGUCAAUUUCAAAGACAAGGCUCACAAAAUGAGUAUCAUGGACCUGAUGGAAGGAUUUCUGGUCAACCUUUGUUGUUUGAUCGACAAUCAGAGGAGAUCAAAUUUGUUAUUGAACCUCAAAAACAGGCUGAAUUACAAGCUGAUGGCAUAUUAUUUAGUCGAGACUAUUUAACCAGAGAAAAGGUCAUUGGUCAAGGAAACUUUGGCCUUGUUUUUAAGGGUUACCUUCAGCUACCAAAUAAAGAGGAUAAAAUCAAAGUUGCCAUAAAAACACUAAAAACAGAUCGAGGUAUUUUAUCACAAGAUAAAGGUGAAGCGUUCCUUGCUGAAGGUCUCAUUAUGAAAGAGUUUUGCCAUGAAAAUGUAUUGUCUUUGAUUGGUGUUUCAAUUGAUUUUGAUGGUUCACCGAUGAUAAUCACUCCAUUCAUGGAACAUGGUGAUUUAAGAUCAUACAUUCAACGGGAAGACCUGGAAUUCACUGUUAUUGAUUUAAUUCAAUUUGGCGUUCAAGUUGCUCAAGGAAUGGUUUAUUUAGCUUCACUUAAAUUUGUCCAUAGAGACUUAGCAGCUCGUAAUUGCAUGGUUGAUGAACAUCAUACUGUUAAAGUUGCUGAUUUUGGCUUAUCUCGAGACGUUUAUACUACCAGUUAUUAUUCAGAUGCUGAUAAUUUUAGAAAACCUUUACCUCGAAAAUGGAUGGCCAUUGAGAGUCUGGAAAGAGGCAAUUAUGACACUAAAAGCGAUGUCUGGUCUUAUGGAGUUUUACUUUGGGAAUUAUUGACUCGAGGUGACAUUCCAUAUCCUGAUGUUGAUGAUUGGAAGAUGAAAGAUUAUCUCAAAGUUGGUUAUCGAUUACCUAGGCCUGAGCAUUGUCCACCUGAAGUGUAUUCCGUUAUGAAAGAGUGUUGGGUUGAGGAUCCAAAAAGUCGACCAACCUUUGAAGAGAUCUUGAAAUUAAUUGAAGUUGCCAUUGAAAGCAAUGAGAAAAAAUAUCUGGAACAAAAAACUAACCGAAAUAUUCGUUAUAUCAAUGAUCCCUCAAUCUUUACCAAUCCUCAUUAUGAUGGAUCAUUAGUUACCAACAGUUAAUUUACCUCACUUUUAAAUGGUCCUGGUUGAAUUAACAAUUUGUGAUCAGUUUAAAUCUCAUUGUCAUCGGAGAGAAAUCAAUUAUCUUUCAGAUCAAAUGAUCCAGCUUUUUGCUUUCAAGGCUGAUUUUGUUUCGGUUACAGCGAUGGAAAGAAUCGAAUCAUUUGAACCAUCUGCUAUUGGAGAUAAGGUGAUUAAUCAUGAACACUAUUUUCGAAGAAACAAGCGUCAGUUAUUUGUGAUCAACUCAAUAUGACAGCUACCGCCUUUGAAUAUUUUCCCGUUCACUGUUAAGUUUGAAAUACAUAAACUAACAAUUUGAGUUCAUUAAGUCUGAUUACAUUUAUCAAAUGACUUAUAUCUACUUGUUGGUUCAGUCUCAGUUUAUUUUGUUCUUGUUAAGAUGAAAAUAUGAUCGAAAGCAUUUAUUGUAUUUUGUUAUUUGUACACAGAAUUGUGAAGCUUUUGUUAGCUAAUUUUGUAUUUUGUGAUGAGUUUAUUGUAAGAACAGUCCAUCACUAACUUCGUCAUCAUACUUGUUAUGUUGUAAAAUAUGGAUACCUUGAAAUGAGGUACAUCAUAAAAUUAUUCAUACUUUUUUAACUUAAUCAUCUACUAACCAUCUUCAGGAAAACCUUUGGAUAUCUUAAGUCAAACAAUUUAUAAUUCUGUCUGCUUCCAUCUAAUCAAUUGUAAUAAUUUGCCAAAUUUUGUUCAUCUAUGUAAAUAAUGCAAAUUUUAAUCAAAUGCAACGAUGUCUCGUUUGGAUUGAAUAAAUUUGAAAUGAAGAUUUCAUAAAAAUCAAU
This is a messenger RNA of Tetranychus urticae (two-spotted spider mite), 5364 nucleotides long. Its product is annotated as hepatocyte growth factor receptor. Gene Ontology annotation, biological process: cell migration; cell surface receptor protein tyrosine kinase signaling pathway; protein phosphorylation. Gene Ontology annotation, cellular component: signaling receptor complex; plasma membrane. The record is from RefSeq and is a predicted model, not a curated record. Gene Ontology annotation, molecular function: protein binding; ATP binding; transmembrane receptor protein tyrosine kinase activity. Lineage: Eukaryota; Metazoa; Arthropoda; Arachnida; Trombidiformes; Tetranychidae.